CCAUUGCAUCGAUCCUUCUCCUACUCACCCACUUAUAAAUAUCACGUCAACUUGUUUCUCUCUCCCAAAAAACUAAGAGGCUAAAACUCUCUCUUCAACCGAAUUCAAUUCUCCAAGCAAGAAAUAUGAGUUACUACAAUCAGAAUCAACCCCCUGUUGGUGUUCCUCCUCCUCAAGGUUAUCCACCGGAAGGUUAUCCUAAGGACGCUUAUCCGCCUGCUGGAUACCCGCCGCAGCAAGGCUACCCGCCCCAGGGCUAUCCUCCGCAAUACGCACCCCAAUACGCUGCUCCGCCGCCUCAACAGCAAUCCAGCGGUGGUACCGGAUUCAUGGAAGGAUGUUUGGCCGCUUUGUGCUGCUGUUGUCUUCUUGAUGCAUGCUUUUGAUGAGGAAGGACUUGUGAAGAAGAGGGAUUCGUUUUUCAUUAAACGGAUGGCUGAAUUUUAUUUCAACUAUAAGAAUGUAAAGUAGUGUUAGUUCUUAUUUUCUGUGUUUUGAUUGCCCUUUAAAUUAAUAUGGACCUACUUGGAUUUGUACUUCGGAUUUCUACAAUGCAAACAUGUUUUCCAUUUAGAACGA
This is a messenger RNA of Olea europaea var. sylvestris, 579 nucleotides long. RefSeq names its product cysteine-rich and transmembrane domain-containing protein WIH2-like. Lineage: Eukaryota; Viridiplantae; Streptophyta; Magnoliopsida; Lamiales; Oleaceae. The record is from RefSeq and is a predicted model, not a curated record. Gene Ontology annotation, cellular component: plasma membrane. The transcript is spliced from 3 exons. Bases 126 to 386 code for a protein of 86 amino acids.